AUGAAAACAAAGGCUUCACAUAAUAAUAACUCAAACUACAAGUAUACCAAUAGAAAUUAUCUUGACUGUGACACAAUACAAAUAUAUUGGGGCGGACAACAGAUAGUCGCAAAUGCUUGUAAACCGACUUCGUUAAUGUCCCAAGAAGAUCCAGUUACGGCUCGUAUCGUUUUGGUUACAUGUCCGGAUGAAUCUGUGGCAAAAAAAUUGUCUAGAGGUCUAGUCGAGGAGAAACUUGCCGCUUGUGUCAACGUUAUCCAUGGAUUGACCUCGCUUUAUUGGUGGGAUGGACAUAUUGAGGAGGCUGCGGAGCAAAUGCUCGUCGUAAAAACUGAAGACAAACAUGUUCGGGAAGUUACAGAUUAUGUUAAUAAGAAUCAUGGAUAUGAAGUUCCUGGAGUCAUCUCAAUUAAGAUUGAUAAAGGAAGUACAAAAUAUCUUAAUUGGAUUAAAGAAAGUGUAAAGGAUUAA
Molecule: messenger RNA, 471 nt
Organism: Ambispora gerdemannii
Lineage: Eukaryota; Fungi; Glomeromycota; Glomeromycetes; Archaeosporales; Ambisporaceae
Source: the annotation of a GenBank genome assembly